Molecule: messenger RNA, 2999 nt
Organism: Daphnia carinata
Lineage: Eukaryota; Metazoa; Arthropoda; Branchiopoda; Diplostraca; Daphniidae
Exons: 11
Coding region: 373-2328 (651 amino acids)
Source: RefSeq, a predicted model, not a curated record
GAGAAAGAAUACCACCAGCGGGGUCGUUACCUCAUUGCUUCGGGUGAAGAAUAUAGUGGCCUACACAUUCGGGAAACGCAGACAUCGGGGCGUCUCCAGCAGGGAUCUACACUGCUGUUGCAGGUGGGCGUUAAGAUUCACAGACAGUUGUGGGCUCGCGCGCACCGCCUUCUGCAUGCCACUGCAACAGGUGCCGCUGCAACAGGUGCCGCUGGAACGCAAACGGUUGGUCAGUUGAUUGCUCGACGCGCAGCACGACAGAACGCUUGAUACUAUUGUUAUAAUCGUACGGUGAGACGCAUUCGAAGAUAGUGGAAGACUACAUUCAGUGUGAUAUCUUUGUCAGUGCGUUUUCUGUGUUACUCGUAUGAAAUGCAAAGCUCCGCUGCUAGCGACGAAAGGAAUUGCGGUUCGAGGAUCCCCAGUUAUUCAGAUACAAACAUAACGGCUAACUCUUUUCAUCAGACAACAACGGUGCCAUUCUUUGGGAGGAUCAUCGUACUAUUCAUAAUCAUAACAACACUCUUCAACGACGUCGUGGGCACGAUCGCCACAACUGACAAUAGCAUCGCAACGCAAACUAAGCCGCCGACUCAUCCGUUCAUGAAUGUCGAAACCAGCUGUAGCGGCGACUCCCUACUUAUCAUGGCCAGUCUUCAGGAACCGUUUUUCGGAUUAAUUUACGCCAACGGAUUCGCCACCACUCCGUCAUGUAAAGCGGAAGGCACAGGCAACCGUCUGCUCCGGCUAGCGCUCAACGCAUCCGAAUGCGGAAUCCACUUUUCUCAGACAGAGGAUGGAUCGAGACAGUUGGAAUUGUCGCUGUAUUUGCAGUACGACGUGCACGUUCAACAGGCCGUUGACGAGAAGAUGACGACCCGCUGUCGGCUGCUGGCUUCUGAGAAAUCGAUUACAGAGGCACCGGUGACGCAACCUUCUACUCUUCGUCAGCGCCAAUCGGCCAUUUUCUCCAUCGAGAAGAGCAGCCGGAGAAACGAGGCCGGCCCGCCGGCCACGACUAUCAAGAACACUCUGGUGAUGCCUUUCCGUCCGCUGAUGAAUAACUCGUUGACCCCGACGACUUCGUCUGGAAAACUUUCUGGUCUUCCUUUAACCUCCUAUCAAGCUAAAAAACUGGAAAUGAGUCGAGACAGUAAAAUAUCGUCGCCGCCCAGCAUGGUGUCCAGUGGUGCUCUGAAACUGCUUCCAGCGUCGGCAAAACAGCGCGACGCCAUCACUUGCUGGAUGGAUAUCGUGGCCGGGACGGAUCCAACCGGAAACCCGGUAGAGACCUACCUGCGCGUUGGCCAAGAAGCCACUGUCGUUGUCCGAGUUCGACAAACCGUUGGCUUGGAUACCCGGCUGACCAGUUGCGUGGCUCACGAUGGUUCUCACGAAUCCCAACAAGAACUGCUGGACGCGGACGGUUGCAGCUUGGACACUUCUAUCUUACCUAACGUCCAGGAAAGGAUAAUCAACCGCUCGGGAUCGACCAUUAAGCUGUUAUACGCUAAUUUUCAAGCCUUUCGAUUUCCUGACCGCGAUCAUCUUCACCUCAAAUGUACCGUCGUCGUAUGCAAGGGGAAAUGUCUCAUGAACCCAUGCAAUCUAAUCCGGAGAAAAGGAAGAGCAACCAACACAAGCAAAGUCAAAGCGACGGAAGAAAAAGGUUUGGGGCAUUUGGGAUCCAUUCGCCAAUUAACUGCCCAGGAUAUGUCGGACGCUGUUCGGCCGACGCGGCCCAGAAACAGCGAUCGAGCUCUCAGUAGUUUUAACGAUUCAAAAUCAAGAUUAAGGUCAGGAUCCCUCCGGAGUAGUAAUCUGUCAGCAGCCAUCAACAGUAUCCCAAAUUACGGGGCAGUAGUCGACAAAAUCGAUGUGUUUAAUAGCGUCGAAAUUCGAGUGGCAUCGCCAACGAAGAACGGCGACGACGCAAUCAGAGGUUACACAUCAAAAUCAACAUCAGAUGACGAUUUUUCAGAAGUUUCAUCCGAAGAAGCCAUUUUCUGUCUGACACCAUCCAAGCUAUUCAUGGCUUUCGGAAUUCUGUUUGCCGUUUUGAUAUCGGCUAUGCUUUUCGCGGUGUGCGUCUGUAUACGCAUCAAAACGAACAAGAACCACCAAAAAAAUCAACAACAACAACCACGACAUAAUCCGUACUCGGCGUCAUCACCUCCACGUUUCCUGAGUUCGUCACCUUGCCCCCCGACGCAAGCUUUCAAUCCGGCUUGCCUCCGUCAUCCGGGCAGUUUCAGUAGCCGACAUCAACUGCAACUGAAUUUCAACCGGCAAAAUUCAGCCGCCCCUUACAUGCGAGUAUUCAAAUGAUUGGAGUAACUGAAACCGUCCGCCCGUCCAAAACAAACAACAAAUAAGCCGUCCGCCUUUUGACUUGGCCACUUCCCGACACGACCAUCCAACUAAGUUAUCAGUUAUUUGUACCUGUUCUGCAUCCAUGCCGGACACCAGCUCUGGUCACGACCUUUUUUUUCUUAUAAAUAUAUUUUAGACACGGUGUCUUUUUUAUGACAUUGUACGAUUUUCUGUGUAUAAAUGUUUUCCUAACAAAAAAUUCGUAGGUGGUGGUCUUUAUUUCAUUCUAUUGUAACACCUCUCUCCGCCCCUUCAGAAUGUUUGAUUCGCGGUAUACUUGAUCGUCCUUUUGUCUGUUUUGGCUAAUACAUGUUAGGGGGAAGGAGAGAAAAAAGGGAAAGGGACACGGUCUUGAAUUUUUGAUUUGUCAUCGUAGAGUGGGUAUUUAAAAAAAAAACUGCGUUAACAAGAAAAGAAGAAGGCCAUCACGACAUUCUGUUCGCCAAUUGCGAUGAUAAUAGCUGAAAAAUGUCUAAAAAUUUGUCGAAAUGAAUGGUGGGCUUACGCUGUCUUCUUUUUUAACUGCUUGGGUUUCCCCAGAUCCGUAUUUGAAAUUUCAUCAAUACUGUCGGCAAUUACUAAUCGUAAGGAAAAAGCUCUACUGAAUACAAAACGCUAACAAUCCA